Pan troglodytes (chimpanzee) is the source of this 1667-nucleotide messenger RNA. RefSeq names its product kininogen 1 (gene KNG1). The transcript is spliced from 11 exons. Gene Ontology annotation, biological process: negative regulation of blood coagulation; negative regulation of endopeptidase activity; positive regulation of cytosolic calcium ion concentration. Gene Ontology annotation, cellular component: extracellular region; blood microparticle. The record is from RefSeq and is a predicted model, not a curated record. The coding region runs from base 215 to 1498 and encodes 427 amino acids. Gene Ontology annotation, molecular function: cysteine-type endopeptidase inhibitor activity. Lineage: Eukaryota; Metazoa; Chordata; Mammalia; Primates; Hominidae.
GUAAAUAUGUUUGGAUAACCCAGCAGAGCCACUUAACCUUUGGGAACAAGGCAACUAGCGUCUGGCAGCAGGAAUCCAACCAGUGCCCUGAGUUCUGAGGCAGAGAGGAGGACAGAAGAAACAAGAGGCUGGAGAUUGUCAAAUUCAGUAUCCCAGUUGGCUCUUGAUUCUUGGUGAAACCAUCCCUCAGCUCCUAGAGGGAGAUUGUUAGAUCAUGAAACUAAUUACCAUCCUUUUCCUCUGCUCCAGGCUGCUACUAAGUUUAACCCAGGAAUCACAGUCCGAGGAAAUUGACUGCAAUGACAAGGAUUUAUUUAAAGCUGUGGAUGCUGCUCUGAAGAAAUAUAACAGUCAAAACCAAAGUAACAACCAGUUUGUAUUGUACCGCAUAACUGAAGCCACUAAGACGGUUGGCUCUGACACAUUUUAUUCCUUCAAGUACGAAAUCAAGGAGGGGGAUUGUCCUGUUCAAAGUGGCAAAACCUGGCAGGACUGUGAGUACAAGGAUGCUGCAAAAGCAGCCACUGGAGAAUGCACGGCAACCGUGGGGAAGAGGAGCAGUACGAAAUUCUCCGUGGCUACCCAGACCUGCCAGAUUACUCCAGCCGAGGGCCCUGUGGUGACAGCCCAGUACGACUGCCUCGGCUGUGUGCAUCCUAUAUCAACGCAGAGCCCAGACCUGGAGCCCGUUCUGAGACACGGCAUUCAGUACUUUAACAACAACACUCAACAUUCCUCCCUCUUCACGCUUAAUGAAGUAAAACGGGCCCAAAGACAGGUGGUGGCUGGAUUGAACUUUCGAAUAACCUACUCAAUUGUGCAAACAAAUUGUUCCAAAGAGAAUUUUCUGUUCUUAACUCCAGACUGCAAGUCCCUUUGGAAUGGUGAUACCGGUGAAUGUACAGAUAAUGCAUACAUCGAUAUUCAGCUACGAAUUGCUUCCUUCUCACAGAACUGUGACAUUUAUCCAGGGAAGGAUUUUGUACAACCACCUACCAAGAUUUGCGUGGGCUGCCCCAGAGAUAUACCCACCAACAGCCCAGAGCUGGAGGAGACACUGACUCACACCAUUACAAAGCUUAAUGCAGAGAAUAACGCAACUUUCUAUUUCAAGAUUGACAAGGUGAAAAAAGCAAGAGUACAGGUGGUGGCUGGCAAGAAAUAUUUUAUUGACUUCGUGGCCAGGGAAACCACAUGUUCCAAGGAAAGUAAUGAAGAGUUGACCGAAAGCUGUGAGACCAAAAAACUUGGCCAAAGCCUAGAUUGCAACGCUGAAGUUUAUGUGGUACCCUGGGAGAAAAAAAUUUACCCUACUGUCAACUGUCAACCACUGGGAAUGAUCUCACUGAUGAAAAGGCCUCCAGGUUUUUCACCUUUCCGAUCAUCACAAAUAGGGGAAAUAAAAGAAGAAACAACUAGUCACCUAAGGUCCUGCGAGUACAAGGGUCGACCCCCAAAGGCAGGGGCAGAGCCAGCAUCUGAGAGGGAGGUCUCUUGACCAAUGGGCAGAAUCUUCACUCCAGGCACAUAGCCCCAACCACCUCUGCCAGCAACCUUGAGAGGAAGGACAAGAAGAAAGAUGGGAUAGAAUUUAAAUAGAGAAGAAUGCCAUUUUAUCACUCUGCCUCUGGGUGAAAUAAAGAUCAGUCUUGAUGUUCUUACUCUAA